Dicrocoelium dendriticum is the source of this 723-nucleotide messenger RNA. The record is from the annotation of a GenBank genome assembly. NCBI's taxonomy places the organism in Eukaryota, Metazoa, Platyhelminthes, Trematoda, Plagiorchiida, Dicrocoeliidae.
AUGCUUCGCCUAAUGGAUGAUCACGCUAUGCUUCUGUACGAACGUAAAUAUAUUGGUACACCGAAUGUUUUGGACGCUAAUGCAAACAUCAACAGAGAUAAUUUUCCUCUGUUUCGAGCCAUUUUGUGUGGAGCUCUCUUCCCAAACAUCCUCCGGCUGGUCCCGAAAUCCAAAGGCGAAAAGGUCACUCAGCCGCGUGUAUUGGCGCGUCCGUCAGAAGGUAAAAUCAGCGUAUGCUCCCGGUCAGUCAACGGGAACGUCUGCCCCGUGGACCCGGUGUGGAUGGUAUACUACAAUAAAACUCAGCUGGACAACAUGUCAUGUCCCCUGGCUCUCGAUACGACAAUCAUCCCGCUUCGUCCAAUAUUGUUCUUCGCCGGAAUGAUAAGACCAAAGCCCAACUCCAAUUUUUUCGAAGUGGACGGUUGGAUUGAUAUCCAGGCGCCAACCGAACUUAUCCGGACUAUCGAAGACUUGCGUACAUGUUUGGAUUCGAUUCUAAAAUCAAAGUUCCGAAAUCCGGGAGUCACCGACUGGGAUCAGUCUUCAGUCGAGGGCCGAGUGUUACAAACGAUUAUAGACCUUUUGGUGAGUGAGAAGGUCACGGAAAUUCAAACUAAGAGAUAUCCAUGGGAAAAGAACGACCUCCGCAUGAUGCCUGAUGAGGCCAAAGGGAACGUGACACGAAUUAAUUCGCCCGCACCACCAAAUUUAUCCAGUUAG